This is a messenger RNA of Sebastes umbrosus (honeycomb rockfish), 1847 nucleotides long. RefSeq names its product fibroblast growth factor 3 (gene fgf3). Lineage: Eukaryota; Metazoa; Chordata; Actinopteri; Perciformes; Sebastidae. Gene Ontology annotation, biological process: positive regulation of cell population proliferation; cell differentiation; positive regulation of protein phosphorylation. Gene Ontology annotation, cellular component: cytoplasm. Gene Ontology annotation, molecular function: fibroblast growth factor receptor binding; growth factor activity. The record is from RefSeq and is a predicted model, not a curated record.
AUGCUUACAGAGCCGGACAAGAGGUUUUUAACAUUUUUUUCCACCACUAUCGUUGCUCCACGGCCAUGCCACAAUGCUGAUGAUCCAUGUGCUGUGUUGUUGCUGAGCCUGCUGGUGGAGCCCGUUAGUCCCCGCGGGGCCCGCUGCGCACAGGGCCAGGCCUGCGACCGGCCGCGGAGGGACGCCGGGGGCCGCGGAGGAGUCUAUGAACACCUCGGAGGAGCACCGAGACGAAGGAAACUCUACUGCGCUACCAAAUACCAUCUACAGAUUCAUCCUAACGGGAAGAUAGAUGGAUCACUGGAGGAGAACGACCCGUUCAGCAUCAUGGAGAUCACGGCGGUGGACGUGGGUGUCGUGGCCAUAAAAGGGCUUUUCUCCGGCAGAUAUCUGGCCAUGAACGAUAAAGGACGGCUGUAUGCCUCGGAAGUGUUCAACAAAGAGUGUGAAUUUGUGGAGCGGAUCCACGAGUUGGGGUACAACACCUACGCGUCCCGCCACCAUUCCACUGAGCAGGCGCUGCCGGGUGGGGGCAGCGGCAGCAAGCGGCGGGCCAGCGCUAAGCGCCAGUGGUACGUUUCCAUUAACGGCAAAGGCCGGCCACGGCGAGGCUUUAAAACCCGGAGCACGGACAAAGCCUCGCUGUUCCUGCCUCGGGUGCUGGGCAACAAGGACCACGAGAUGGUGAGGCGGCUGAGAGACAGUCAGAGCGCACAGCAACACCACCACCACACGCAUCACCACAGUGGCCGAGGCGACCGCCGUAGACGGCGACAUCGCGCCAGGAAAGGCCAGGGCAGACGGUCAGAUGACUGAGCAGACUUUUUAGAUGGGAGCUGACCCCACGGCACCUCUGACUCGUCCAAACAUGCACCCCCGGAUCUCGGCACAUGCUGCAGCCUGAUUGCAGCGGAGGAUGUUGGGAGAACGGCUCGGAUUCUGCGCUCUGGAUUAGCACCAGUUUGUUGUUGUUGUUGAUGCACAGAAAACGAACUAUAGAAGAAGGAAAGACAGAGCGUUGGGGCACAUAUAUCAAUCUUCCACUUCAAGAGACUUUGACACACACAGCUGUGUAAUUUUCUAUUUACUGACGUCCGACUUUUUUUAAAUGCUACUGUUGUGUAAACAAAUGUAUUAAUAUAGUUAAAAACUUCCAUCGUACUUUGUAAAAAGUUCUACUUUUGUACAAGAAACGAUUUCACCAUCAAUUUCACACUGAGAAAAAAAGCUUUUAAAAGUGCUUCUAUUAUUGUAAAUACAGUAUGCACUAUGCAUGUACAGUGACUUUAUAGCUUUUCAUUUCACAAACAGUAUAUUAUACAAUAUUUUGGUCAUUUGAAGUGCUAACAAAUAUGAUGAAUACCGAAGAGAGGAUUUUUAUUCAGCAAAGCACUUUUAAUAUCAGAUUCACAUUAAGAGGCAAAGGGAGCUCGGUGUGAGACGGACGUGGUCGGCUGUAUUUUUACGUUACAAUGUGAUAGUCUACUGUCUGUAAACUGAAAGAUGUACUUUGUAUAUUUUUUACUAAUGACAUGAAUAUUUAUUUGGUGCCUGUGUUGUAAGUUAUUGAUAAUACUAUCUCUGCAUUUUUACCAGUGUUGCUGUUUGUUUCAUAGUUUUUUCUCUCACCUCCCUGGUUCCAAUAUAAAACACAAUGGUACUGACCCGAGGAAACAACUGUUCUUUGAUUUUGUUCAAACAAGUUUUCGCAGCCAAAGUUUGUCUUCACAGACGUGGAAUAAUAUCCUAUCCUCUGUGUUCUUGUGGUUUAGUAGAGAUCAGCCGUGGACACGAUGCAGCUGAACCCGUGUAUGUGUGUUUUCUUUCACAAUGAUCGAUCUCAUCGU